AUGCCUGCCAUUGUGAACCUGCUCUUCAACACUGUCAACACCAACACCACCAUCUCCUUCUCUUUGGUGCUGCCGCUGGUCAGCAUCCUCUCCCUGCUGGUGGGGGUCGGAGGUCACCUGCUCAUGUGGUUGGUUUUGAUGCGUAAUCCACGGCGACGCUCAAAGCCUAGCUCGGUUCUCCUGUUAAACCUGAGUUUUGCUGAUCUUUGUGCUUUGCUCACCCUGCCGUGUGUGUUACUAAGCGCUAGCUCUCAGAACUGGCAGCUGGGUGGAGGCGUUUGUGUGCUGUUGAGCUUCAUGACCUCACUGACUGCCGGGGUGGACAUCUUCAGUCUGGCUGCGCUCUCUGUGUUGCGUUAUCGGAUAGUGGCUCCCUCAACACGCCCCCCCGCCACCCCUGCACAGGUAGCUGGAACGGUUGCUGUCAUCUGGCUGGUUUCCAUCGCCAUGGCCCUUCCUAAGGUCACGUACAUCCAGUUUGACAGUGGUUGCACUUGGUCGGUUGGGCGUGGUCAUUGGUUGGGGUUCCUUGUUCCUGCAUUCCUGGUGUACUAUGUGGCUCCUCUACUCUGCAUUGCCCUUCACUGCGGGCUCAUCAUCACCCACCUGUACCGCUGCCGGGGCACUCUGGCUGCCGACCACCGCAAUAAAAAAGCCACUGCCCUUCUCAUUGGCUCCACACUGGUGUUUGCCAUCAGCUGGCUGCCUUAUUACGUGCUGGAGUUUGUCAAUGUCUUAUCGCCAUCCCUUAAUUCUGUAAGUUCACCCGUCAGUUGGCCCGUAAGCCCAACCCCCAGUUCCCCCGCCCCAUCCACGUCAAGUACGGAGGUGUCGCUCCUGUGGGAGGUGACCUCGCUGUCUGCCAUUCUCCUGAUUUGUCUGGCACCUUGCUGGAACCCACCACUCUACUUCCUGCUGUCUAAGCCAGCCCUGCGGCAACUGAGAGCGCUGUUACCAAUCAUGCACAAACGCUGGAGAGUUGCUACCCUCCUACAGCAAAUAGUGCCAAAACACGCUCCCACACAACCCCACUCACAGCCUGGGUCUCAACACACUCCUCACAUACUACCAGCAACACAACCACAAUGA
This is a messenger RNA of Myxocyprinus asiaticus (Chinese sucker), 1089 nucleotides long. RefSeq names its product somatostatin receptor type 3. Gene Ontology annotation, biological process: G protein-coupled receptor signaling pathway. The record is from RefSeq and is a predicted model, not a curated record. NCBI's taxonomy places the organism in Eukaryota, Metazoa, Chordata, Actinopteri, Cypriniformes, Catostomidae. Gene Ontology annotation, cellular component: membrane. Gene Ontology annotation, molecular function: G protein-coupled receptor activity. The transcript is spliced from 2 exons. The coding region runs from base 1 to 1089 and encodes 362 amino acids.